Molecule: messenger RNA, 4154 nt
Organism: Nematostella vectensis (starlet sea anemone)
Lineage: Eukaryota; Metazoa; Cnidaria; Anthozoa; Actiniaria; Edwardsiidae
Product: fibropellin-1
Exons: 29
Coding region: 291-3869 (1192 amino acids)
Biological process (GO): cell communication
Cellular component (GO): membrane
Molecular function (GO): calcium ion binding
Source: RefSeq, a predicted model, not a curated record
AAUGCAAUAUUUGCAUACUGCUCAAGGCAGAAAAACGUCACGGUCCCAAUCCGUGCCACUCUAUGAUAUUCUUCGUAUUGAUACACUAAACACUAUUUUUAACAGUUAAGAAAACUUCCACAAGGACAGGAGCUCUGAGUUUCGUGACACAAUACGAGAUCUGUUAUUGAAUUUCCUCUCAUUCCAUUCAUUUGAUGGUACUAAGCUACAAGCAACGAAAGGAGGCCGUUCCUUAAAGAUUACCUGCCAAUUUCUGCAUAUAUUUUGGUGAAUUCAAGUUAAGGACUUUUAUGGCACAUAUGAGGGCAAUUGUUUUUUCUCUCGUGUGUUGCGCGCUUCGAUUAAAGCCAGUGGCAGCAGAUGGCUACGUCUCUGUACAACUUUACGAAUACGACAAUCCAACACACAGGGAUAACGGCGGCGGCUGCUGUGACCUCGUCUUCUCCAUAUUUGGCAAAUGCCCCAACGAGUGUGAGAACUUCUUCGAGCUCCAGAUGACGUCAUAUCCGGCUAGCUGGUCCAAGUCGCAGUGGGCUGGUCUUACCACGUACGUUUUGGGAGAUGACAGUUUUUAUUUUCCGGGAUAUGGUCACACAAUCGGCCCUAACGUGAGAAACCCGCUGGUCUACAGAUUCUCGGGAAGUUGGCCGAGAGCGUUCGGAAUACGUUUGCACGUGUGGGAUGACGACAGCAAUCACUUUCUUCAGCUCGGUAGUAGAGACGACUUGAUCGAAUCGCUUCUGUACAAUGUAGCCGGCAUCGACGCGGAUAGGGACUCAGCGAGCGCUACUGCCAGAUCAUACCAGAUCCGAGGUUACCGGUCCGUAACAGGAAUAAUAGUGCGCGUCUAUUGUGAUACCAACUAUUACGGACCUACUUGCGGGACGUACUGUAUCCCGCGGGACGAUAACUACAACGGGCACUACACGUGCGAUAGCAACACGGGAAACAAGAUCUGCCGUAGCUAUUGGACGGGAAGCAAUUGCCGUACACCGAUAUGCAAGAGCGGGUGCAGCUCAGUGCACGGGUUCUGUUACACACCACAAACCUGCGAAUGCUACUCAGGGUGGAGACUCCCUGAUUGCACCCAGUGCAUACCCAAGCCAGGAUGUAAUUACCCUGAUGGGGGAACAUGUGUGAGAGGCAACGACUGCGUUUGCAAACCAGAUUGGCAAGGGGAUAACUGUGAUCAAGAUCUCAACAAGUGUCGCUAUAGCCCGUGUCAAAACGAAGGGACUUGUUUGAACACCGGACCUGACGCUUACUCGUGCGCCUGCAAGGACAAGUACACCGGCAAGAACUGUGAAACAGAGAUCGACCUGUGUGAGCCGGAGCCUUGCGCUAAUGGAGGCUCUUGUACCAACUUCUACACGUACUACACAUGUACCUGUGUGCCAGGGUAUACUGGAAAACAAUGCGCGGCAGAUAUCAACGAGUGUCGGCCAAACAAUUGUCAAAAUGGAGCGACAUGCAAUAAUCUUCUCAAUCGGUAUGAAUGCACCUGCGCACCAGGGUAUACAGGGACUAACUGUGAGACGAACAUCAACGAGUGUGCAAGCGGUCCAUGUCGCAAUAACGGGACAUGCGUGGAUGAGGUGAACGGAUACCAGUGCCUGUGUUUGCAAGGAUUUACCGGACAGCGGUGUGAAACUGAUAUAGACGAGUGCCUGACAACACCUUGCCUUAAUGGAGGUACAUGCCACGAUGAGAUAAAUAACUUUCGCUGUGACUGCCCUACUGGUUACUAUGGCAAAACGUGUACAACCACAACAGACGAGUGCGAUCCAAACCCUUGUAAGAACGGCGCGUCUUGCAAAGAUCUCCAUCUCGAUUACAACUGUUCGUGUCCGGUUGGAUUCACUGGAAAAGACUGUGAGAUAAACAUCGAUGACUGUACCGUGGGUUCCUGUGCAGGUACAGGCACAUGCAAGGAUGGAAUAAACGACUUUUCUUGUGUCUGCAACACGGGAUACACCGGUGCUAAAUGUGAUUCCAACAUCGAUGACUGCGCAGCUUCCGGUCAACCUUGCCAAAACGGCGCCACAUGCAAAGAUGGCGUCAACCAAUACACAUGCGAGUGCCCCCUGGGGUUCACGGGAAGGCACUGUGAAAUCAACAUCGACGAUUGUGCUUCUGCAGCUUGCGCGAAUGGGGCGACUUGUGUGGAUGGGAUCGCUAAUUACACAUGUAACUGCUCUAUAGGAUACAAAGGGCGCCAUUGUGGCGAAAGGAUCAAUUACUGUGUGACCAAUCCCUGCAAGUACCAAGGAACCUGCGUUAACGAGCUCGGUUAUUAUCGAUGCUUGUGCAAGGAAGGUUACAAUGGAACCAACUGCGAGAUAGACCCGUGUAAAUGGAAUCCGUGUCAACGUAAUGGCACUUGUGCUGUGGUACCGAACACGCUAUACCGUUGCGAAUGUAAGGAAGGAUAUAGUGGAAGAAACUGUGAAAUAGAUAUUGACGAUUGUGAUCCAAACAACAAUAUCUGGAAUGAGGAGAAUUCUAACAACGUGGGGGCUUAUGGGUUUUGUGGGCCUCACGGGACAUGCGUCGAUGGCGUCAACAGGUACACGUGUACGUGCCAUCCGGGUUGGAAUGGUACCAAGUGUGAUAUAGAUAUUGAUGAAUGUGAUCCUAAUCCAUGUUUACGUGGUGGACAAUGUCAUCAGACGAACAACGCAAGCUACAUAUGCACCUGUCCUGUAGGAUACACCGGACAAAAAUGCGAGACUGAGAUAAACGAGUGUUUAUCGAGUAGUGUGAAAUGCACGUCUGGCUCGACCUGUCUUGACCGUCUUGACGGUUACGAGUGUCAGUGUCCCCCUGGACUCAAGGGAAUCUACUGCUCCUCAAAUUCGUCAUGGUGUGAGCCUAACCCAUGUAUAUCAGGGAACUGUACAGAUACCGGUACCAACUUCACGUGCCUCUGCAACCCUGGGUUUACCGGACGCUACUGUGAAAUAGAUAUUGAUGAGUGUGUGUCUAGUCCAUGUGGGAAUGUCAGUAACACAAAAUGCAUUGACCUCCCCGGCAACUACUCCUGUCGCUGUCCACCUGAUUACGAGGGCGCAAACUGUGAGACCAAAAUCAAUAACUGCCGCGAAAAUCCUUGUAAAAAUGGAGGCGAGUGUAUCGACGGUUCUCUUUCCUAUACGUGUCGUUGUCCGGCAGGAUUCACCGGUCUCAAUUGUGAGAAAGAUAUAGACGAGUGUAGCAUUUCUUCUCCUAAAGCGUGCAGCGGUGCUCGAUCGCGCUGUGUCAACACCUUUGGCAGUCACAAAUGCCUUUGUCCGGUGGGGUAUGAGGGUGAACGAUGUGAAAAAAACAUCGAUGACUGCGCCUCUUCACCGUGUCAACAUGGGGGGCAGUGCACAGACGGCUUGAAUGGAUUCACCUGCGCCUGCUGUACUGGCUGGUCAGGGAACACCUGCGAAAUCUGGAAUCCAGAUAUUGACCCAUGCGGUUGUGCUGAGCAAGGAACAUGUUACUGUAACCAGACGACGAGUAUCAACUACUGUCUUUGUAAUAAGGACUUUGGCGGACUGAAGUGUGAGAGAAAUAUAACGGCUGAACGAAUCGAGCAAGCGCAAGCUGAAGCCGCUAGACGCAAAAAUGACGCAGACACAGCUGAGAAGAACAAGGUCAUAGCUAUUGCUGUCACCUUCUCUCUCCUUGGCGUUAUCGCAGGCGGGGCAGCGGUUUACUUCUACAUGAGGCGGAAAAGUCAUCCGCCUGCCAGCCCCACUCGUAAAGAUCCUGAGCAUCACGAUUACGACGCCGGAAACAUGAUGUUUACCAACCCAGCCUACAGCAAAAUGGGGGACGAAGAAUUUGUUGACUUUUCUUGUCAACGAAGCACUUAUGCCUAAAUGUUUUCAAAUUACAAUUAAUUACAAUGGCUUGCAGGUUACAAAUUGCUUUAAAAUGUCAUCACAUCAAUGUUUUUUUAAUAUUUCGCAAUUUAAACGGCUUAAUUAUUUUAGAUUUUAGUCAUGUGAAUAAAUGAUCGUAUAGCGAUUGACGGAGCCUUAAAACAUUGGCCGAAUUUUGAAUGGUACAACUAACGACUGAAUCUCUGCAAUGAUGCAUUAUCGUUGAAAACGAAAACUCAAUUGUACAGUUAUUGAAACGAUAAAUAUAAAACAUGAAAUGGA